This is a messenger RNA of Guillardia theta CCMP2712, 915 nucleotides long. RefSeq lists its product as hypothetical. The coding region runs from base 1 to 915 and encodes 304 amino acids. NCBI's taxonomy places the organism in Eukaryota, Cryptophyceae, Pyrenomonadales, Geminigeraceae. The transcript has 5 exons. The record is from RefSeq and is a predicted model, not a curated record.
AUGCAUGCACAAUCGCAAUCGCAUGCAUAUAAACUUGUGAAAAUUGACAAGUCGCAAGUGAAAGAGAUCAAGAGCGAACUAUUGUUGAGUCGAUGGAGUGGCUUGGUUGACCCCAUACAAGUACAGGCAACUAGAAGAUCGCAAUACCCACACAUUGAUCGAGUUCUCCUAGCAAGGAGUAAACGACUGCACGGCCUCAAGGAAAUUUCUGAGCUGCCAGAGCGUCAGCAUUCAUUGAGUGAAGUAUGGAGUGAAGUGAAUCAAGACAGAUUCGUCGAGUCGCCCAACAAGCAUGCGUCAGAGUGUUGUACAGCUGAAGAAGCUGUCAGUUCAGUCACGGAAUCAAAUAGCCACUGUGAAAUCCACGAAGCGUCUCCUCCCUCGCCUCAGAUUUCACGCGCAGAGGGCGAAGAGAUCAAAGUGGCGUCAGACCGAUCGACGAUGGUAAAGGAACACGGCGAUCAGAUCCAAGGCCAUGGUGAUGACGAUUCCUACAUGCCUCAAGAAGAGGCGACAAUGGCGCGCGAAGUUUUUGUCGCUUUCUUGCGGAGAACAUCAGCAUUGUGCGAAUACGAAAAGCUGCAGCACUCAUCACGAAUGAUGCAAGAGGUUGAGCGACUUCAAUUCCGGCGAACACGAGAUAGGUUGAUGACGAUUCUGCGAGAACUGAAAGCGACUUGCUUGAGCCGAAGCCGUCUCAGAUCUUGUCGUCAUGUGAUCGAGGUAGACACAAUCUUCCCGCUGCUGCUCUUCUCACAUAUGGACGAGGUUCGACAGUGCGUCUUCCGUCAACGCGUCACCAUGAAUGCAUGGAAGCUCCUGACGUCAAGCCGCAAGGCUUGGCGCAUGGCUUCCAAGACAAAACCCGCGCCGCCUUCUUGUCUUCGCGCCUUCGACUUUGGCGACGGCACCUGA